UAAGAAACUCGCCCAGGCGCUGAGCGCCCAAUCGCGGCGCGUAAACUGAACUUUAUUGUUGUCAGCAACUACCAGCUAGCUAGCUAGCUAAUAUAGUUGUAAGCUAACGUCUGCCAAAUGGUGAGCUAACAGUAGACUAUCGUUUGUCUCAUUAGUAAAGAAGUAGCUAGUGGACAGUUACGUUUUAGAUAUAACGGUCAGGACAGUCGCUCUCACGGGCUGUUCGUCUCCAAUAUCAGGAAAGAUGACUUCUGCACCGUCUGAUCCAACUCUAGAGAGACAUUUCAAGGGUCACAGGGACACUGUUACGACUGUGGACUUCAGCUGCAACAUGAAACAGAUUGCCACAGGCUCGAUGGACUCCUGUGUGAUGAUCUGGAACAUGAAACCUCAGAUGCGAGCGUAUCGUUUUGAUGGACACAAAGAUGCUGUCCUUUCUGUUCAGUUUUCUCCCUCUGGCCACCUGGUGGCCUCGGCUUCCAGAGACAAGACAGUACGGCUUUGGGUGCCCAGCAUGAAGGCUGAGUCAACAUCUUUCAGGGCUCACACGGCUACUGUGCGCAGCGUUAACUUUUCUGGUGACGGACAGAAUCUGAUCACAGCCUCUGACGACAAGACCAUCAAAGUGUGGACCGUUCACAGGCAAAAGUUUCUCUUCUCUCUCAACCAGCACAUCAACUGGGUCCGCUGUGCCAAGUUUUCUCCAGAUGACCGUUUGAUUGUGUCGUCCAGUGAUGAUAAGACUAUAAAGCUGUGGGACAAGAAUAGCAGAGAGUGUAUUCAUUCUUUCUAUGAACAUGCUGGUUAUGCAAACCAUGUGGACUUCCAUCCCAGUGGAACAUGCAUCGCUGCAGCGAGUACUGACAACUCUGUCAAGGUGUGGGACAUCAGAUCCCAUAAGAUGCUACAGCACUACCAAGUCCACAGUGGUGGGGUGAACAGCUGUUUUUCACCCGCUGGUAAUUUCCUCAUCACUGCAUCCAACGAUUCCACAAUGAAGAUACUGGACCUUGUAGAGGGCAAGCUACUGUAUACACUGCACGGACACCAGGGUCCAGUGAACUGUGUGGCCUUCUCCAGGACCGGAGAGUACUUUGCCUCUGGAGGUUCUGAUGAACAGGUAAUGGUUUGGAAGAGUAACUUUGACUGUGCUGAAGACAAUGAUGGCGUCAGGCUGCAGCACAAAUCUAAUUUCAGCCUGCAGGCACUACCAGCCAGCUCCACGGCGCACCCCUCGCAUCCAUCUGUACUCCGAAGCCGGGCUUCUGAACCAACAGAACAUUUUACCCGACAGGACUCCCACACUGCUGCCCACACUCAGAGCGCCAGUCGCAGUGGCAGCCACAGCAAAGCAAGUUCCUCCUCUACCCAGCAGUCACAGACCCGGGGUUUACCACAGCAUUCAUCCCAAGUUCAAGCACAGUCCCAGUUCACAGAUGGAGGACAGUUUCGAUCUUGGAGCAGCGGCUGACGCUAACGGAGGACAAGCUCAAGGAGUGUUUGGAGAACCAAAUGGAGAUCGGUCUACAUCUCCAGAGACAAGAGGAGGCCUGAAGAUGGCGGCACCAGGAAAAGGUUGAGCUGUGGUGUGACAGGGAAAGAGGUCACACCAACACACCAUUAACAAAAACACGUAAACAGCACUCUCUCGUUAUUGUAAGAUACACACUUAAAAUGUGCAAUCUUGCACACAGUCCUAAACCGUUUUCCUGACCUGAUUUAAAUGCACACUGAGCCUUACUGCUGGGUCUAGGUAUUUAACAAAGAGAUAUCAGAAGUGAAGUUGUUGAAUAUUAGAGAAGUUGUUCUUCUACAGGAGUGCUGAGAGAGCAUUCCCUUUUCUGCUGACGAAGGUCUUGCUGCUACUAGUCACUUUGUGAGAGUCGGUGUGUGAGUGUGCACCCCCGAUGAUUGCCUGUGCAAAAGUGUAGAUAACAUGCAAGAGACUUUCGUAUUUGCCUUUGCACUACACUACAGUUUUAAUUCUUAUUUGUGCGCAUAAAACGCUGCUUUUCAUCAAAAAGCACACAUACUGUAAACAGUUUACAGAAGCCACAUGCCCAUUAUUGUUUCAGUUCAGGAAAAAGAGGACUGGUGUCAGAUCUGUACUCUGUAGUGACAGAUAGCCUGAGCUGAAGUAUCGCUAUCAGGAGAGAAGUUAAAUUGUUGCAUCAUUAGUAAACACUUGUGCAGCAAAUGAGUGUUAAUGCAGUCCGGAAAAUAUUCUUCAACAAAUGUUUUCUUCCAACUAUUUUCUUCUCUUUGAGUAAUUUUUUGCUAAAAAAAUUGCCUGUUUAAGGAAUUUAUUUUGCCUUUUUUUUUGUGUGAAGUUUAUAAAAUGUUAUCCCAUUUUUAAAGAUUUUACAUUGUGGAACGAAUGGGCCUACAGCUGAGAGCAACAGACGGGGUAGGAAAGUCAGAAAGUAUUGAGAGAUAAACACAUUGUUGGGUUUGGUCUUCUUACUGGACUGUUGACAAUGAAACAAAAAAAGACAGUCUUAUACUUUAAGUUUUGAUUGAAGGAUAAGCGUCUUGUUCCGUCCCUUUUUAUAUCCUGUGUUUGAAACUUUUAUACACUGAAAGUAACUUAUUGUGUACCUUCUAAAAAAUAAUAAAUGUUUUCCACUCUUA
Etheostoma spectabile (orangethroat darter) is the source of this 2631-nucleotide messenger RNA. It is a transcript of the gene poc1a, whose product is annotated as POC1 centriolar protein A. Lineage: Eukaryota; Metazoa; Chordata; Actinopteri; Perciformes; Percidae. Gene Ontology annotation, biological process: cilium assembly. Gene Ontology annotation, molecular function: protein binding. The record is from RefSeq and is a predicted model, not a curated record. Gene Ontology annotation, cellular component: ciliary basal body; centriole.